Molecule: messenger RNA, 2028 nt
Organism: Thyridium curvatum
Lineage: Eukaryota; Fungi; Ascomycota; Sordariomycetes; Thyridiales; Thyridiaceae
Exons: 2
Coding region: 1-2028 (675 amino acids)
Biological process (GO): positive regulation of gene expression
Source: RefSeq, a predicted model, not a curated record
AUGUCCGCUGCAGCAGCGGGCCAGCGCGACGGGCCGCCGGCCUCGAAUCAGGACGGCGACAGCGGCAGCCCCCGGAACCAGACCAAUGACAAGCCGAGCGAGCAUGGCGGCGAGCACAACGACAAGAAGGCCAACCCCGACCCGUCUGAGGCGGCUGACAGCCACGCCCACUCCCAAUCCGCCACGGCGGCCGAGGCCAGCACGGAGGAGAAGCAGCCGGACAAGGAGUUCAAGGAGGAUGCGGACGGCAACUUGAGGAAGCGCACCAGCAUUGGCGCCGCGAUCCAAGGAUCUCCGUCAGACCUCAAGAGCAAGCUGGUGGACCAGAAGGAAAAGAUCAAGGACAAGAAGAACCCGCCGGGAGGGUACGACGACACCCCGCUCCCCGACUUCCCCGCCGGGUACACCGUCAAGUUCACCUUCCACAAGGCCUGGAACCUGCCGGCCGCCGACUUCCACAAUGCCGCCGCCGACCCCUACGUCCACGCGACCCUCACCGCUGCCGUGCCCAGGCGCCACAAGGAGGACCCGCUCAUGGUGUACCGCACCCGGACCAUGAGGAGGACGCUCGAGCCCGAGUGGGAGCAGGAGUGGGUCGUCGCCAACAUACCGGCCUCGGGCUUCCGGCUCAAGUGCCGGCUGUACGACGAGGACUACCCGGACCACGACGACCGCCUCGGCAACCUGACCUACGUCGCCGAGCACGUCGACGAGCAGUGGCAGGGCGUCAGGCGCGAGACCAUUGGCCUGAAGAAGCGGAUGGGCAGCAAGCGGGCUUAUUUGGUCAAGGCGGCCACCUCCCUCCUCUCCAGGGACCACGACAUGACCCCGCACAUGGAGAUCAGCAUCGAGGUCCUGGGCCGGUCCGAGGGCCCCGGCGCACAGAUGUACACCAUGGGGCCCACGGCCUGGAUCAAGCACUUCAGUCCCAUGAUCGGGCGCCUGACGGGCAUCAAGGUGAACAAGGACGAGAAGCACGAUGAGAACGGGGAUACGGACGACGGCGAGGACAGCCGGUCCAAGAGAUAUGACUUCCAAGCAAACGAGAUCCAGCUCCAAGGCCCCGUCCCGCCCAAGCUCUACCACCGCUACGUCGAGUUCCGCCCCGUCAUUGGGCUCAUGUUCUCCUCCAACGGCCUCCGGGGCAAGAUCCUCAACAAGGCCCUGCACAAGCAGCACAACCGCAUCUACAACUACGACUCGACGACGCAGUACGGCACCUUUGAGCCCUGCUCCCAGGAGGCCUCGCUGCAGUUCCUCAAGAUGGCCCACUUCGACGAGGGCGGGCGCACCUUCACCUACGUCCUCACCCUCGACGGCCUCAUGCGCUUCACCGAGACGGGCAAGGAGUUCGGCAUCGACCUGCUGUCGAAGCACACGAUGCACUCGGACGUGGCGCUCUACAUCGCCUGCUCGGGCGAGUUCUUCAUCCGGCGCCUCGAGAAGCCCAACGCCAGCCCGGACCUGAAGCCGCAGCAGGCCACGCACCCGUCGCAGGACCUUCCCGGCGGCCCGCCCGAGAGCCCCCCUCCGCGCGACCCGUCGUACUACCAGCUCGUCAUCGACAACGACUCGGGCACCUACCGGCCCGACAAGAAGGUGCUGCCCCAGCUCAAGGAGUUCCUCGAGCGGAACCUGCCGGGGCUCGGGAUCGUGGCCAUGCACUGGGAGGACGAGGAGCUGCAGCGGCUCAAAGAGAACCAGGCCAAGAUCAAGAAGAAGGAGGGCCCGCCGAUGCGCAUGGUGCUGAACCGCAGCCCGAGCUCGAGCAGCUUCAGCUCGAGCGACGAGUCGCGGCUCGGGGACCUCGUGGGCCACGGCGAGGGCGAAGAUGGGGACGGCAAUGCUGGCGGCGGCGGCGGCGGUGCGAGGUUCAGGAGCAAGAAGGAGAGGGCGUGGGAUAUCGUCGAGGACCCUUCGCGGCUCAAGGGCGAGUGGGAGAGGGUCAAGGGGUCGUCGCAGAAGGAGCUGCCUGUGCGGGAGAAGGGUGGUGGUGCGGAGGGGGGUGCGGAGGGGACGAAGAAUUGA